AGGAAAUCUGAUCUGCUGCAGCACGGAAACAUCAGUGAUGACCAUGGCGAGACAAAUUCCUUAGGGAGCUGCCUUUGUCCUCUAGGUUUGUAAGCCAAGUGUUCAUGAUAUGAUUCAGCUGUCUUAUAGGGAUCAACAACCCCCUUGUGAAUAAUGGUUAAAAACGGAUCCCAACUCGACGUUGAAACACUGGCAAUGCUCCAGAAUAAAGCCAUCUCCAUCACCCUCCCAGUUGUGUAUACACUGGUGGCUUUGAUCAGUAUCCCUGGCAACUUGUUCUCCCUUUGGGUGCUCUGCUGUCAUAUCAAACCCAAAACACCUUCUGUUAUCUUCAUGAUCAACCUAAGCAUCACGGAUCUCAUGCUGGCCAGCUGCUUUCCCUUCCAGAUUUCUUAUCACAUCCAAAGCAAUCACUGGAGCUUUGGCAAGACUCUUUGCAGCCUUGUGACUGUGAUGUUCUACUCCAACAUGUAUUCUUCCAUACUGACCAUGACCUGUAUCAGCGUUGAGCGGUACAUGGGUGUGGUAUAUCCCAUGAAGCUGAUCAAGUGGAGAAGAAAAAGAUAUGCCCUGGCUACCUGCCUAGGUAUGUGGAUUUUCUUGCUACUAGCCUUCUACCCACUGGAAAGCACAGAUCUGACCUAUGAAGUGAAAGAAUUGGGGAUUAUAACCUGUUUUGAUGUCCUCAAAUGGGAUAUGCUGCCUGGCUUUGCAGCCUGGGUAGCCUUUCUCCUCACAUUAUUUUUCGUGCUCUUCCUGAUCCCUUUUGUUGUAACAGUUGCAUGCUAUAUUGGCACCAUUCGGAAGCUUAUUCAGACAUCAAACAGAUAUGGUAACAGGCAGAAGACUAGAUCCAUAUACCUGGCGAUGAUAGUCCUUCUGGUAUUCAUCACCUGCUUUGCUCCCAAUAACUUUAUUCUACUUGUGCAUAUGAUCAUCCGCCUAUUUUAUGACAGAAGUUUGUACCCUGCCUACAAGCUCACCUUGUGCUUCAGCUGCCUCAACAACUGCAUAGAUCCCUUCAUUUAUUAUUUUGCAUCCAAAGAAUUUUACCAGAAAUUCAUGCAACUGUUUCGCCCUAAGGUACUGCUCAGUGACAGUCUGGAAAACAGAAGGGAAAGCUUAUUCUCUGGCAGGACCAUGUCAGCCAGAUCAAUGUCAAGCGGACCAAUGGAUGGGUUAGAGGGAGUAAAGGUCUAUUUGCAAAGGCAAGAAAGUGUUUUUUAGCCUUAGACAUCCUCAGAAGAAAGGCAGCUGUGAGGUCCAUGAGCAGAAACAGAAAACCUUCCUUUCUGAAUGGCUACCCUCAAAAUACCUUGCUCCAGCGACAGAACUCAAGCCAUACUUAUAUUGUGCACCCCACUUCAAUAUUUUUUUGGUGAGAAAUGGAAGCGUUAAAGGAACUGAGUUUAUUCAAGAAGGCACUGAAGCAAACCUAACAUUGUUAAUUAGGGUUUGGCCCGGAAUUAGUCCUACUGAAUGAAACCAAUGUUUUGUUUAGAACAAAAAUUACUUUCAGGGUGUGUGAUCUCAGUGUUUAAUCAAAGGCUUGUGAUUCACAUUGAAUGUGAAAGAUUACUGUAUAUGAAUUAGAGCAUACACUGAAAUUGGAUUUGGGGUAGGGGAGUUAUUUUUCUAAGCAAUGUGCUGGGUUUUUUUUGUUUGUUUUUGUUUAAUGUAUUGCUUUAUCUCCUGCUGUAUUUCUAUAAAAGAAUGAAUAAAAAUAGCUUGUCUUUUUAUCAUUAAUGCAUAAUGCAUAGCCACUGUGGAUUCACCACAACAGUCACCCAGCUGUUUAUCAGAA
This is a messenger RNA of Athene cunicularia (burrowing owl), 1804 nucleotides long. RefSeq names its product P2Y receptor family member 8 (gene P2RY8). The record is from RefSeq and is a predicted model, not a curated record. NCBI's taxonomy places the organism in Eukaryota, Metazoa, Chordata, Aves, Strigiformes, Strigidae. The transcript is spliced from 2 exons. Gene Ontology annotation, molecular function: G protein-coupled purinergic nucleotide receptor activity; thrombin-activated receptor activity. Gene Ontology annotation, biological process: positive regulation of Rho protein signal transduction; thrombin-activated receptor signaling pathway; phospholipase C-activating G protein-coupled receptor signaling pathway. The coding region runs from base 154 to 1227 and encodes 357 amino acids. Gene Ontology annotation, cellular component: membrane.